This is a messenger RNA of Pneumocystis murina B123, 2196 nucleotides long. RefSeq lists its product as hypothetical. The record is from RefSeq and is a predicted model, not a curated record. The transcript has 9 exons. Gene Ontology annotation, biological process: deadenylation-dependent decapping of nuclear-transcribed mRNA; P-body assembly. Bases 1 to 2136 code for a protein of 711 amino acids. Gene Ontology annotation, cellular component: P-body. Gene Ontology annotation, molecular function: RNA binding. Lineage: Eukaryota; Fungi; Ascomycota; Pneumocystomycetes; Pneumocystales; Pneumocystaceae.
AUGGCAUUUUUUGAUUGGGAGACAUAUUCAAAAAAUACAGAAUCUGAAGCUCUUUCAAUGGGACAUAUAAAUGAAGAGUUAGGAGAGAGUUUCGAAUUUGAAAAUAUGUAUGAUGGAUUAGGGGAAAUAUUAGAAGAAACAAAAGAUGAUAUGAAUGAAGAUACGUUUGGAGUAAAUGUGGAAGAUGUUGGAAGAGAUUUUGAUUUUUCAACAAACACGCAAAAAAUGGCAGAUAUAAUAAAUAAAGAACAAGCUUUUUAUAAGAAAAAGGAUAAGAUAAUAGAAAAAACAUCAGAUACAGAAUCUCUGCCUGUUGGAAAAGAAAAUGAGAAAAUUUCAGAUAUUCAGUAUGUUCCAUAUGUUUCAAAGGAAACAACUCAUUGGAGAGAACCAUAUUCCAAUAUGAGAAAUUUGGAAUAUUCUUUAAAGUUACAAACGCCCUCUCUUUCUGAAACAUCUACAUAUACCAAUGAAUCCAGAAAAAAGCAUUUUAAAGGAUAUAUUAGUUUAGAAGAAGUGGAAGCACAAUUUUUUGAAGAUAAUAAAAGGAAUUCUAAUGAAUCAGCUCAAGAUAAUAUGCUUAGUAAGGAAUUUUUAAAUACAAUUCUUAAUACAGAAACAAAAAAAAAUAUAGGAUUUUUAGAACAUGCAAAUUCUGGAAGAGAAUCAUCUAGAUAUGACUUUAAUACUAAUUCAGAGUUACAAUAUUCCGAUCUAUUUAAAGACAAAAAAUAUAAAAAAAUAAAUGAAACAAAACUAUUUCAUCAUAAUCAAGACACAAAUGAUAUGUCUCAAUAUGAUGGACUUAUGAAUGAGUCAGAUAAAAAUUUUAUUAAUCGUAUACAACUUUCUCAACUUGUUUCAGAUGAUCCAUAUUCAGAUGAUUUUUAUUAUUAUUCGUACAAUUCUUUAAAAAACAAGAAUAAUCAACAGAAAUUACCGGAUAAACCUAACUCAUUAUAUUCAUUACAAGAUAAACAAUCCCUUAAUUUUAAGAAUAAAAAUAAUGAAAAUCCUAUAUUAAAAAUACAGCAACAAAUACAAAAUAUUGUAGCUGCAGGAAAAGUAAGACCAAAAGCAACUCAACUUAGUUUGGAAGGUGCAUUGGGGAAAAUAUCUUUUAGCACUGUUAGAACUCCACGACAAAUUCUUAGCGUUAAAAAACCUUCAGAUAGUACUGAAAAAAAUAAUAUUAAGACAUGUCAUAUAAAUAUUCAAAGAAAUCAUAAAUUUUAUCUUUAUUCAAUCGAAAAAGUUUAUGAUUGUUUGUUAGAAAUUGAUGAGAUAUUGCGAAAACAGAAGCAGACUAAACAAGAAAAUUGCCGGGCUAUAGAUGAUAAUGAACAGAACAAAAAAAUUAUGUUAUUAAAAGAACAAAUUUUAGAAAGUCUUCAUAUAACGGAACCAAUUCCUAGAAACCCUAAUAUUGUUCACCCAUUUAUAUCGAUUAUAUCAUAUAAUAAAGGAAAAAAACUAAUACCACGAAUAUUCGAAUAUAUCAACAGCGAACAAAAGCUAACUAUUUUGACUAUGAUCACCAUAUAUUUGGAUCAUCUUGAUGUUGUUGUAUACGAUUUGUAUAAUUUUUCAAAUGAAUCACGUCCAGAAUAUAUAAAAGAAAAUAUUGAUACAUUUACGCAAGUAGCAUUACCAUCAUUACUUGCAUAUGUAUCCGAAGCUUCCUUGCAAAUUAUAAUUGAACUAUUAAGCAUCAUGUUAGAAAGAAUGAAUUUACAAAUGAUAGCAAUAACUAAAAUUGGUCUUUCAUUUCUUACAAUGUUUAUUAGUCGUGCAGAAAUUAUAAAACAAUCUGGACAAGCUGACGAAUCUGAUUUAAAACAAUGGAGAAAAAUUUAUGAUUUGAUGUUUUCAAAAUUAAUAGGUCGAUUUAUUUAUAUUUUUCCACCAUCUUUAUCCUUUUCUGAUGAAAUAUAUCCAUGGCAGUUUAUGGCUGCAUGCGCUAUUUCAUCUACACUUGAACAACAACACAUUCUAGUCACUGAAGUUCGAGAAAAAGUUAUGGAUAAUGUUAUAUCAAGUAAACAUCUUCCUCCAGACAUUGCUGCAAUUAAACUAGGAAACGUUAAUCUAUUCUUACAUGCACUAGGACUAGAUAUUGAGCAACUUAAUAUAUAAUAUUUUACUGACUAGUUAUUUAAUACUACAUAUAUUUAUAUAAUUUUAUAAAUAUUUCCA